AUGCCUGCGACUAGAGAAAACUGCCAGUGUCCAAAAUGUAUUCACCCGGAUACGAUGCAGAAGAUAAGCGACACUUUCUCGAUCCCACAGAAUGUUAAAGUAGAGUCAAUCGAGCACGGUGAUAAUAUGGUCACGAUCAAGUGGUCUGAUAAUCACACGGGGCUUUAUCCGCAUGCUUGGCUUCAUGCACACUCGCAGCCCAUGCCUGACCUUAUAGACACCAAGUCAGUGUCUGAUCCUCAAUCAGAAACGCAUGGCCCCAGGUAUUUCACCCCAGUCGUGGAUCCAGACCAAAGUCCCAGAGUCAAAUAUGAUGAUGUUAUGUCAAACGAUGAAUCGCUUCAUAUUUGGCUAAACUAUAUCUGGAACCAUGGGUUCUGUUUUGUAGAUGACGUUCCUAUCAACCCAGAGGCAACUCAAAUUCUCAUCGAGCGGAUUGCGUUCAUCAGGAACACUCAUUAUGGUGGCUUUUGGGACUUCACGGCCGAUUUGACUUUUAAAGACACGGCAUACACCAACGAAUUCCUGGGUGCUCAUACAGACAAUACUUACUUCACAGAUCCUGCAAGACUUCAGCUCUUCCAUCUACUAUCUCAUACCGAAGGAUCUGGGGGAGAGAACCUCUUAGUUGAUGGAUUUGCAGCCGCAGCUCAACUCCGCAGCGAGAAACCCGAGCAUUAUGCCUCAUUGGUAAAUCAUAGGCAGCCGUGGCACGCAAGCGGGAACGACGACACAUGCAUCCAACCCUCCGCCAUGGCACCGGUAUUCUCAAUGCAUCCGGACUCGAAUAGAAUGUACCAGAUCCGUUGGAACAAUUAUGAUCGGGCACCAAAGAGCAAUUGGUCGAUAUCGGAACAGGAUGUGUGGUACAGCGCUGCGCGCCACUAUAACGAGAUCUUACGGAGCAGAGAAAUGUGGACGAAGCUAAAGCCAGGAUCGGCGCUCAUUUUCGAUAACUGGAGAAUGUUACAUGGCCGCUCCGAGUUUACUGGAAAGAGGCGAAUGUGCGGUGGCUACGUCAACAACGAUGACUACAUCUCUCGACUUCGUCUGCUCAAGUUCGGCCGGAAAACGGUGCUGGACAACCUUGGCAACGUCCAAAAUCAGCCCAAUAAUCCUUAUUGGUUUAUCUAG
Penicillium coprophilum is the source of this 1134-nucleotide messenger RNA. RefSeq names its product putative trimethyllysine dioxygenase TmlH. Gene Ontology annotation, biological process: carnitine biosynthetic process. The record is from RefSeq and is a predicted model, not a curated record. Gene Ontology annotation, cellular component: mitochondrion. The transcript has 8 exons. Lineage: Eukaryota; Fungi; Ascomycota; Eurotiomycetes; Eurotiales; Aspergillaceae. Bases 1 to 1134 code for a protein of 377 amino acids. Gene Ontology annotation, molecular function: trimethyllysine dioxygenase activity; iron ion binding.